UGACCUUCCUCGCAGCAUCGCCGCGGUCCAGUGAGACCUUGAGAGCAGAGAGAGUCGGACGGCAAGAUGGCGACUGUUGCUGCAGGACUGCUGCUGAGCUUACUGGGAACCGUGGUCGGCGCACCCGUCAGGACCUACGAUCAGCGUCAGCAGGGAGAACUGAACAUCCACGCACAGCUGGACAACAUCGUCAUCGUGCUGAUACCCACGUCGAGCUUCAACCUGCUGAGUCUUGCGGGCAAGACCAAGUUCACGAGUGAUAAGCCUGGUGGCGUGGACAAAACGGACUUCCUCCAGUUCUUCCAGAAACCACAAAAGAGUGACAUUGACAGGUAUGAGGCCCUCUUCGCGAGCGACCACCCUCAAGCUGAAAACAACGCUAUAAAGACAGAGGAGGCGGUCCCGAUUAUCACAUCUUCACAGGUGAUUCUCGACCAGGAGGGACAGACAGAUGGAGGAAAGGAAGAGGAGGUUGUUGCAACAGUGGAGGAGAUGAAGCCUGACACGGCCGAGGAGACGGCGGCACCGCCCAAACCUGAGGUUACGGAAGAUACGUCCAUCAAAGAGGCGACUGUCAGCGAGACCGUGCAAGAAUCCGUGCUCAAGGUUUCCAUCCCUGACGCUCUGAAGGAAGCAGCUGAAACAGCUGAAAAACAAGCCAGCGCCCAAGAUUCUGUGGAGAAUCCAGAAGAAGAUGAAGUUAAAUCUCCGGAAGCUUCACUUAGCGAAGCCUCCCAAAACAAACUUCCUGACGAAACCAAACCAAUAGAUUUACCCGAAAAAAUUCCAGAGAAAGAAGAUAAAGUACCUUCACCCGUUGAAGAAGAACUAGUACAAUCAUCUGUAGAUUCCUCUAAAAGUGAUGAGCCUACGAUUAAAGAUCUCAUCAAACCUGUAGCCGAAAAAGAAGAGAAGCAUACACCCGAUGUCCUGAAGAAGACGCCAGAGCCAGCACCCUCCACUGUGAAGAAGAGCUCGGAACCGGUGAGACUGGAGGGAGUGCGCAAGGAGAAGGUGAUCAGGUACAAACCGGAGACGAAAUGGGCACCGGAGCUCGUGGACCUCCUGGGACCAACGAGACAAAAGCCUAAGGACCUCGAGGAGCGGAGAUUCGCCAACCUUUGCUCGCCGGGGGUCUGGGACUCGGAGCUGAAGACCUGCAUCAUGCCAGGAGAGACAAGGAGCCGAACUGAGCUAGCAAGAUUCCUGGAGGCUAUGAGAUUUGGAAUCGCAAUUCCAGCAAAGUGAACGGGAAUCUCCGGAAAUCCAGAUUUGGAAUCCACAUAUAAAUCAAAAUAAGCGAAAUAUGAAUCAAAGUACCUAAGUAGUGAGUGAUCUGUUAAAAAUGAAAUAUGUAGAGAUAUUUAAUGACUGUUGUACAUUUUUCAUAUUAUUUAUAUAAUACGCUUAGAAUAGAUAUAAAUGCUGUAGACUGUUCCAUUUUAGAUUUUAGUUCUACGUUAAUAUUAACUGAAACAUUAGGUUUAGUGAAACAAUAAACGAUAUUUUACAUGAA
Molecule: messenger RNA, 1516 nt
Organism: Homalodisca vitripennis (glassy-winged sharpshooter)
Lineage: Eukaryota; Metazoa; Arthropoda; Insecta; Hemiptera; Cicadellidae
Product: cell surface glycoprotein 1-like
Exons: 2
Coding region: 67-1248 (393 amino acids)
Source: RefSeq, a predicted model, not a curated record